Molecule: messenger RNA, 1252 nt
Organism: Python bivittatus (Burmese python)
Lineage: Eukaryota; Metazoa; Chordata; Lepidosauria; Squamata; Pythonidae
Source: RefSeq, a predicted model, not a curated record
CUCAUGAAAGAUAAACUCAGCAUUAUAACCCAGAAAAAAAAGUGUCAAUCCAUGGAAUAUCAUCACAAAGCUUCACCCAUGGGGGGGAAAAAAUCAGCAGGUAAGGAUUUAGUAAGAAAGCUUGUGGUCACAGUUUUUUGAAACGCAGAUGGUAUUAAUCAUAUGGAUUUCCUUGAACCUGGCACUAUCAUCAACUCAGAUCACUACACUGAAACACUCAAAACUUUGAAACAACAAUUAAGCAGGGUUCCGAAACACAAAAAGGAAAUUUUGUUGCAAAAUACCUCACAAGCCACCCAAGGGGCAAUUGUGAAAUUGGAUCUUGCAGUCUUAACCCCUUCCGCCAUACAGCUUAGACUUGACACCAUGCAAUUUUCACCUGUCCCCCAAAUUGAAGGAAUCCUUUGUGGGCAUCUGUUUGCCUCAAAUCAAGAAGUGGAAAGGACUGUCAGGCCUGGUUGAAGAGACAAAGUGUGAAGUUCUUUGUGGCUGCUUGUCCAUCAUUGGCAGAAGUGUUAAUGGUGGUGUUUAUGUGGAGAAGGAAAUACAGGUGCAACUGAAAUUCAAUGGAGGACUUCACCCGCCUGGGCUACUGCAUUGUGGCUGGCAGCUUCGUAGCCUUCCAGUUCUCCUUCUCGGCCCUCAGCCCCCAGCUGUCCUUGUCAUUGAGCCCCAGCUACUCCAGCCUUCCUUCUGUCAAGCAGAGUGAAUGGAAUUCCAGAUGUGUGUCUACUCUCCACGCAAUGAUAGUCGGCCUCUUCUGCCUCUACAUCCUUUGGUUUGACGAUGCUGUAAAUGCCAACCCCAUCUGGGGAGAUCCUUGGUUGGUCAAACUGAAUGUAGCUGUCACCUGUGGCUACCUGCUCUAUGAUCUGUUGCUGCUAGUGCGCUACUGGAAAACGUUGGGGGAUUCUCUUUUCGUUUGCCACCACUUGGCGGCGCUAUACGCUUAUGGAUACGUAUUGGUUAGUUCCAGUUCUGGCGGGGUGGGCAGGAGGGAGGGCUUUAUUCUUCAUCCUUUUAAAAAAACGGCUGUGCUUCUUCAAACUGCUUCAGUGUAUUCUACUUCUGCAGCUAUCCGUCACCUCAGCACCCUCCAAUCCAACCUCAGUGAGCAAACAUUGCUCCCUCCCAAUCCCCUGAAGGGUGAGACAUUUAAUUUCUGUAUGUCAAUUUAAUGUCACAAACCCCAGACCUGCAAAAAGGAGACCAGAUGCAGAGCAAUACUAAGAAUGAAGAGGCCCAGGUUUGU